Leptosomus discolor (cuckoo roller) is the source of this 364-nucleotide messenger RNA. Lineage: Eukaryota; Metazoa; Chordata; Aves; Leptosomiformes; Leptosomidae. The record is from RefSeq and is a predicted model, not a curated record.
GCUGGCCGCCCUGCCGGAGAAACCCCCGGCCAUCGACUGGGCUUACUACAAGGCUGCUGUUGCUAAGGCUGGCAUGGUGGAUGACUUCCAGAAGAAGUUCAGCGCCCUAAAGAUUCCUGAGCCAGUGGAUACCCAAACUGCCAAAAUUGAUGCCCAAGAGAAGGAAGCUGCGAAGAGCACUGCUGAGUACGUGCAGGCUUCCAAAGCUCGGGUUGCCCAGUACGAGCAACAGCUUCAGAAGCUCAGAAGCAUGAUUCCCUUUGAGCAGAUGACGUGUGAAGACCUGCAUGAAGCCUUCCCCGAGACCAGACUGGACAAGGAGAAGUAUCCGUACUGGCCCCACAAACCCAUUGCUGAUCUGUAA